Molecule: messenger RNA, 445 nt
Organism: Staurois parvus
Lineage: Eukaryota; Metazoa; Chordata; Amphibia; Anura; Ranidae
Source: the annotation of a GenBank genome assembly
GUGCUGCCCUAUGUCAGGUGUCCCUAAUAGAGUCCCUCUUUUUUUCAGGAGUUCUUCUCAGAGUUCCUCCUUACAUCAAAGUUCCUAUAACAGUCCCUCCUUACAUCAGGUGUCCUCACCAAAGUGCCCCCUUACAUCAACUGUCCCCAUCAGAGUGUCCCCUUACAUCAACUGUCCCCAUCAGAGUGCCUCCUUACAUCAACUGUCCCUAUCAGAGUGUCCCCUUACAUCAACUGUCCCCAUCAGAGUGCCCCCUUACAUCAACUGUCCCCAUCAAAGUGUCCCUUUACAUUAACUGUCCCCAUGAGAGUGCCCUCUUACAUCAACUGUCCCCAUCAGAGUGUCCCCUUACAUCAAGUGUCCCCAUCAGAGUCCCCCUUACAUGAGGUGUCCUCACCAGAGUGCCCUCUUACAUGAACUGUCCCCAUCAGAGUGUCCCCUUACA